AUGGCGCGUUUCCACACUCUCCUUUCGUCAGUCCUUACUGCUCUAGCGCUCGUUAGCCACGUCCGAGCUGGGCCAGCGAUCGCUGGUCACGGGCUUGGGCUUGGUCGGCGACAGGCGUUGUUGGACCUUCAAAUAUUCAAGCCUGAGACUAUCUUCGAGACGUAUGGCGAAGGCGAGACGCUCGUGGAUGGUCUCUUGGGCUCCGUUAGCGACAUCACGCAAGGCGCACUCAACUUUGUCGCGGACAGGUUGGGCAUCGAUCCUGCCGCUGUCCGGUACAGAAGUGGGUUCACGUCGGAUAUUGGGACGCAGCAUGGGUACCUCCACCAGGUCGUCAACGAUAUUCCGGUUGCCAACGCGGUUGCGAAUGUUGCGUUCAAAGACAACAAGGUCGUCUCUUUUGGAUCCUCCUUCGUUGAUCCCACUUCUCCAACACCUACUGUUGACCUCCCCUCCGUCCUCCCCACCAUCGAAGAAACUUUGGGCGGGAAGUACAACGGGCACCCAGCGAAACUUGAGUACCUCGUCCUUCCAGACGGGUCCCUUGCCCUCGCCCAUGUCGCUCAGAUCGAGAACGAGGGAGAGGACACGUUCUAUGAAGCCUUCGUUGACGCGCAUACGGGGGAGUUGAUCGGUUUGGUUGACUUCACUGCCGAUGCUUCCUACCGAGUCUUACCGAUUCACAAACAAGCGUUCCCUCAAGGCCAAGAAUUCGUGGUCAACCCUCAGGACAUCCUCGCUUCACCCCUAGGAUGGCACGACCCUCCGUUCCCCCGUCGGUUGCGCACUUCCGGCAACAACGUCCUCGCCUACAAAUCUUCCCUCUUGGGUAACGAACCCAGCACCGAAUCCGCACCUGGAAUCUUCAACUACGCCUACGACGCCUCGCGGGACCCGACGGUACAAUCCAACGUCGACGCUGCGCGCACCAACGCGUUCUACGUUAUCAAUACCGUGCACGACUUUACUUACCGCUAUGGAUUUACGGGGGCGGCGUAUAACUUCCAACAGGAUAAUUAUGGCUUGGGAGGGAAGGGAGGUGAUCGUGUGAUGAUUGGUGUGCAGGAUGCGAUGGGGAGGAAUAAUGCUGUUUUUGCUACGCCGCCUGAGUGCAGGAUGUAUAUCUUCGAUCUUACGAAUCCCCAUAGGGACAGCACCUUCCAGAACGAUAUCGUCGUCCACGAAAUGGGCCAUGGAAUAUCCAAUCGCCUGGUUGGAGGUGGGACGGCGCGGUGCCUCCAAACCCCUGAAUCGAGAGGGUUGGGUGAGGGGUGGUCGGAUGCUCUUGCAGAAUGGACGAACCAAACUCCCGCAAUGAACGACUACGUCCUGGGCACCUGGGUUUUGGCAAACACUGGCGGAGUUAGGAAGUACCCCUACUCGAUUAAUGCAACACGGAUCCAGAGCGUCCACAUGGUGCGUCCAGUCUCCAUGGGUGGCGCGCCUCCCAAGGUCGAUCAUAUUAACCUGCGUCCCACGUCUACAGACCGCGGCGAGAUUUGGGCCAACACCCUCCACAACGUCAUGUACGCACUCGUACAGGAGCACGGGUGGUCUCACACCGCACGCACAAACCCGGAUACGACUGAAGGCAACGUCGUGUGGAUGCACCUCUUUAUUGAUUCGUUUAGUCUGAUGCCCUGCAAUCCUACCUUCCUCAGCGCCCGAGACGCGUGGAUCCAAGCAGACCAGAACCGCUAUGCUGGUGCCAACAAGUGUCUGCUCUGGAGGGUGUUUGCGAGCAAGGGCAUGGGUGUGGAUGCCAAGGCUGAAUGGGAGGAAGACUUCAGUCUUCCUGCUGACUGCUAA
This is a messenger RNA of Coprinopsis cinerea okayama7#130, 1809 nucleotides long. Its product is annotated as metalloprotease. The record is from RefSeq and is a predicted model, not a curated record. Gene Ontology annotation, molecular function: metalloendopeptidase activity; zinc ion binding. The coding region runs from base 1 to 1809 and encodes 602 amino acids. Lineage: Eukaryota; Fungi; Basidiomycota; Agaricomycetes; Agaricales; Psathyrellaceae. The transcript has 11 exons.